GGAGCAGUUCCAAAGGCGACGCCUCGUCACGGAACUCGUCCUGACCGAAGCGGGAAGAGAGUGACAAUAACAAUGUCCUGGUCUUCGUAUUAUCUGUAACAGUUAUUAAAUAGGAAUGGUGCAGUAAUGGAUAAAAUACUCCUCUUCAUUGCGACAGAACGGCAGAAUGUAACAGUCAAGAAUGAAUUAAGGAAAACUGUUAGUUUAAUAAAAGACACCAAGGAAAAACGACAAGCUUCUCACCUUGUACGUCUAGCCUCGGCUGUUGUCGUUGGGAGUGAAGAUACUGUGACCAGUGCUCACGAUGGACAGACCCUUACUCUUUGGCAUGAUGUAUCAAAGGAGGAGCCUUUGCAAGAACUAGAAAUAAAUUAUCGAGAGGAUGGACAAGAAGGUGAAAAAAUAAAUGACGAAGAUCUAUUUCGGUACAAUGACUUUUUCCUCUUGGCCGAAGCCCUCCAUAAUUUUGCAGAUAAUUUGCAAGAAAUUGGAAGCUAUCUCUUAUAUGUAUUUUGGUGCGUUGAUAAAUAUACACCAAAUCCAAGUGAGGUUCCAGAGUAUUUUGGAGCAUUGAAGAGACUCAGUCAGUGGCAUCAUGGUGCUUUGUACAUAAUUUGUGAAAAAGCUGAAGUAGUUAAUGAAUGGAGUGACUUUUUGCCUCUUCACAUCACAAAUGAAACCUCUUCGGUUGUUAGAAGUGUAUUUGACUUGUUUUGGAGAGGUCAUUUAACGUUUUCUUUAGAGGGAAAUGGAGACACUGUGCAGCUCCCAGAAAGUGUCAUCGCCUGUACCAGUGGACUUCCUGUGUUAGGAACAGAUCCUGCCCAGGAUGCGCUUUACAUGUUACCAACUGCUGAAGUUGUUGCAGACUUUGAUGUUGGCACAUUACCUUGGAUAUAUUUUCGCCUUGGCAGCACAUAUGAAUUGAGUGCUGCACAACAUAUAGAUCCAGAAGAGUAUGAAGAAGUCGUUGCAAUGAUCAAUGCCCUAACUGCGCAACCAGGGAUGGCAACCUUGAUACGCCUUCGUUAUUCCUCUCUGCCUCCUGCGAUGGAAGGGAUCAAAGCCUUGACAACUGUAGAGUGGAAACGAAUUAAUGUAGAGGGACAGUUUGAUCUUGUUCCUAAACUUCAUUUUAAAGGCUACCAUUUAAUUCUUAAUAUGAUUAUUCUCAGCGAAGGAGCAGGCCACGGUAAAGCUGCAAUGAUUAUGUUACAAGAACCAAGUACUUGUGGAGAAGACGUUCUCAAGUUAUAUGCUAAUGCCAAGCUUGGUGUUCAGGAGAGGGGGAAGAGUGAAAUAGAAACUGUAAUGCAGCUUUUAAGGGAAACCCCAGGAAUGUCGUCUUUACAUAUGGCAGUUUUGUCUCAUUUAUCUUGCAAUUUGCCUAAAGAGAUUAAACGCCGUUUAGAUAGGGUUGGUCAUCUUGACAGAGAAUUUGAUGAUGACACAAAGAGAGCUGUAGAGGCUGCAGCCAGUGAAGAGUUCCUUCGAUGUUUGCUGCUAACUCCAGCUCCUCCUCAUCAUUUACGGGACAGCUUUCGCUCUGUCCUUCCAGAAAUAUCAGCAAGUUGCAACAAGUGGCCUGAAUAUUUGGCACUGCUAGAAUCAGAAGCAGAAAUAAUUUCACGGAAUCAGCAGUGUGCAGGUGACUUGUUGGGAGGAUUGGCACCACCUCCACAGUCAGAAGCGAUGCUUGCUCUUAAUGCUUCACAACUUGUUAAGCUCUUUACAAAAAAUGGUUCACCAGCUGAGCAUGUCAAACGAAAGAUGACUAAACACACUUCCUCUGGUUGCCACCUGUUUAAGACUAAAUCUACCCUCACGGAGGUGAAAAGUCUAAAGUGGCCUGAAUCUCUGUAUUCCCAUCACCAUGGCAUAUACUAUAACAUAGAUGAACGACAUGAAAAGUUGACUGAAGAAUGUAAUCGUAUAAAGAAUCGAUAUAUCAUCCAAGAAACUGCUUCAACAUGUAGCUCGUAUCAAGAUAGGGAGUCUGCGUAUGUUACGGUUUCAUCACACAAAUCCAAAAGUAAGGAGCCUCAGCUUCAAGGUAAAACUGCAAAUUCCCUGGAGAAACAUAGAAGUCUGAGGCAACUUGGCUCCCGUUGCAGUGAUGAUACACUUAGUUUAAGAAGUGGACAGAGUUCAAGAUGUAAUCGAGGUCCACUGAGACGAUCUCCAAGAAAGCAUUUUCAACAAAGAUCCCCUUCAAAAAAUGCAAACAGUGGAAUAAGAGAGAAGAGGUCUUCAGGACAUCGAGAUUUAAUGAAGCCAUCAGAGUUAUUACAGCCAACAAGAUCCAGAGUUCCACCGAGAAAUAGUUCCAAUCCUUAUAAUAAAAGUGCACCUAAACCAGCUGAUCUAAGUGAUUUGCACAAACAGAAACUGCGAGUAGCUGUUGUAGAGUCACUUGAAAGUGAAGGUGUUAAAAUGAAAGAUCCUCUGUUUAAGGUCUGUUUCAAGAAACUGUUUGCAGUUUGUCGGCCAUUUGCCCUCGAUGUAAUUGGUCAUGGUUCCACAAGCAAAACUAUGGAGAAAAUAGCAAAAUCCCAUGUGAAACAAGUAAUUGAAUUUGAAAAACUAAAAUCCAAAAGAAAAUAGUAUGGACAAUUUCUUAAUCCUUAUAAUGCACUUGCUUUUAAAUGGUCGUUGGUGUCAGAGCUAUUGGUAAUGUUUGUCAUAGGUUAAACUUCUUGUAAAAUAAAUAUUUUUUCUGGUUUUUAUAAAAA
This is a messenger RNA of Macrobrachium nipponense, 2732 nucleotides long. RefSeq lists its product as uncharacterized. Bases 127 to 2604 code for a protein of 825 amino acids. The record is from RefSeq and is a predicted model, not a curated record. Gene Ontology annotation, biological process: traversing start control point of mitotic cell cycle; regulation of protein ubiquitination; protein localization to kinetochore. The transcript has 17 exons. Lineage: Eukaryota; Metazoa; Arthropoda; Malacostraca; Decapoda; Palaemonidae. Gene Ontology annotation, cellular component: kinetochore.